AGCUUUUUCUUGUAAUGUCAUAACUUUUCUCUACUUCUUGGGAACACUUCCAGUAUCAUUAGAGGCACUUUGUAUGGGUCCCAUGGUGUUCAUCAAGGGAUCUGGUUUACAGGAUUGCACUAAACAUGACAAAAAAUAACUGUGAGAGAUCACUUCUUACUGCACUAUGGGAUUUACUGGAGAGAUGAACUGUUCAUGCAGAUGUGACUAGUGUCACACAGCAUACUUGCAACAUGAGCAUACUGUCACCACAAUGGUGAUGGGAGGUGGCUACAGAAUUAUUACAGUAAUAUACAGGGUGUCCCAAAGUCACCCCUGAAUUUGUCAUACAUAGGGAAAAUGGGAAAUUUUAGCUAAAUGUACCUUUAUAAAACAUUCAUUACAAAAUUUUACAAAAUGUAGUAGAACCUCCAUGGUUGACCACCUCCCUACAUUGACCACUCCCCACAUUGACCAUGUCCAUUAUAACAACAUAGGGAACUAGGCCUACUGUACUGAUACGUACAUGUAGUACAUGUCCAGUCUGUGUAAUUUAGGUCAACUGGAGGAGGUGGUCAACUAUGGAGGUUCUAUUGUAUAUACAAAAUAUUCUCUAUGUGUUUUCCACCUCUUUGUAAAAUUUUAUAAUGAGUAUUUUGUAAGUAAAGGUACAUUCAGGUGUGAUUUCUCAUUUUCCUUCUGUAUGGUGACUUUAGGGGUGACUUUUAGAACACCCCACAGCAUGUACUAUAGUUAAUUUUAGGCAGUUAUGUUUACAUAUCUUUCAAUUGCAUAUCGCACCAUGUAUGGUCUGUAUUUAAGUUUUGAUGAAUUCUAAGUCUUUAUAAUGGAUAGUUUAUGAUAAUAAAUGAUAAAAUCGAGUAUUGUAUACAUCUUAUGCAUUCCUGGGACACCUUUUUCUUAAUUUUUUCAGUGUUUCUGGGUUAUGCAGCUUGCAAGUUUCUUUAAAUUGUUGCAAAUCUCCAAAAAGUUCUCUAAUAUAUGCAUUGAAAAAUAUCUGCAUAUAAGCAUACCUGCACAGUACAAACCUGUGUUGUUCAAGGGUCAACUGUAGAUUCUGGAUACAAAUCCCUUAUCAAAUACACACUUUGCAAAUGCUUUCUUCCAUGUUGGGGUUGUUUUUCACUUUCUUGAUAGUGUCUUUUAAAGCAUAAAAGGUUUUAUUUUGAAUAAGUCCAAUUUAUCUCAUUUUUGUUGCUUGUGCUUUUGGUAACAUAUUGACUCUGACUUUUAAUAUGGUCUGAGUUACUGAAAAAUUUAGAAAGUGAUUAUCUUUGAGAUCUGGUUGAUAGCAGUAUUUAAAAAUUUAAAAGAAAACAACUUCCAUUUCAUUUUAAUUGUAGCACUCAGAAGCACUCAGUAAAUCUAGGCUUUUAAUGAAAAUGAAGCUUUCAAAGACAUUUUCGAUAUUAAAGUGUAACUUUGUAAAGGAAUCAGAACUUUAAACUCAAUAUUGAUUAUUCUAGAUUUUCUUGCAGACUUUAUAUAAAUGUGUAAGCUUCUAUGUGGUGCCAUUCCAGUGUGCAUGCUAUUUGGUUUUAUCACUUAAUGGUUUAUUUCUACAGUUCCACAUUUCCAUGUCUUCUCACCUAAUUAGGCAAAUAAAUCAUUUCCAUUUGCCCAACUGGACAUUUUUGUUUUUUGAGAGAGAGUCUCAAGCUGUCACCCUAAGUAGAGUGGUGUGGCGUCAUAGCUCACAGCAACCUCAGAGUCUUGGGCUUAAGUGAUUCUCCUGCCUCAGCCUCCCAAGUAGCUGGGACUACAGGUGCCCUCCACACCGCCGGCUAUUUUGGGGGUUGUACUUGUCAUUGUUGUUUUAGCAGGCCCAGGCCAGGUUCAAACCUGCCAGUCUUGGUGUAUGUGGCCAGCACCCUACUCACCGAGCUAUGGGUGCUGCCCCUAAUUGGACAUUUUUGUUAAAUUUCAUUUUUUUUCUUUUUAGGGGAGGAGGAGAUUUUAGAAUAGUAUGUGCAUGUAUUUUUUGGUAUAGUCUAAAAUGCAGGGGGAAAAUAUGGGCAUUUUUCUAACUAAGUGCCCAUGUAAUAUGAAUCUUUUCAGAGAGCAUGUUUCAUUUUUAUUAGAUGUAGUAAGCAUAGCACUUACAUAAACCCUUCUGGUAAAUGUUGGAGACGUGUGUUAGCGUCCAGUCCGAGUGUCUGGAAGGUGUCAGGGCGGAGAUGAAGUCUAGCUGCAUCUAUGAGGCUGAAUAGGAGUUGGCCAGGUCAUGGGGGACAUAAAGGGCAACAAGGUAAAGCAUGAGGCCACAUAGUAAAUGUCUUAUUGGAGGAUCAAGUGUGAGGCACAGCCACCUCAGUUUUCAAUCCUAAACCCGGCUGACACCAUUGGUAGGGGAGAGAGGGAUUAUACCAGCAUUUAGCCCAGCUCUACCCAGGGGCCUUUCUCUUCUUCUGUAUCCAUUCUCCCAUUGCAGCCAGUUGCCUUAUCUCAUUGGGCUUAUCUGAUCGGGUUGCCUGCUGCUGAAGCUAUUUCAGUUUCUCCCCAUCAUUCCUAGGGUACAGACAGAAAUCCUUCCCCUGGGAGGCCCUGCCCACUCCUAGGCCUUUCCUUCCAGCCUCUUCUUUCUAGCACACUCUGUUCUCCAGCCUCCAGGGGCUUAGGCCUACCUUGGGUUCUCCCAGUCUGUGCCAGGCCAGGCUUCCUUGGCAAGAACCUUGUCAUGGGUUGGUCCCACUUUCUGGUUCUGGUUUCCUCUUUUUCUUUCUUUCUUUUUUUUUUGAGACAAAGUCCACAAUAUCACCUUCGGUAGAGUGCCUAGUGUGUGUGUGUGGCAUCACAGCUCACAGUAACCUCCAACUCUUGGGUUAAGCAAUUCUCGUCUCAGCCUCCCAAGUAGUUGGGACUACAGGCGCCUGCCACAACACUCAGUUAUUUUUUUGUUGUUGUUGUAGUUGUCAUUGUUGUUUGGCAGGCUGGGCUGGGUUCAGACCCGCCAGCUCACGUGUAUGAGGCUGGUGCCCUAGCCGCUGAGCUACAGGCGCCGAGCCUGGCUCCCUCUUUUUUCAUAGUUUUCUUCUCCCCCUGCUGAGUUUAGCGUGUGGUCAGAUCUCCUUUCCCCUGGUCAGAUCCCCCUCCAGUGGAGUCAGACUUCAGUGAGGGAGCGCCGGGUAAGGACAGACCACACUGGAAACCCACGUGCAGCCUCUCAGUAACACAAUGUAAUGCUGUAUAGCACGCUUCCUUCCUGUGUUGAAAGGUGCUGCUUUUUUCAUUAACUGCAGCUGGGCAAGUGAAACAGUUGGUUGACUUGUGGUGCAGGAUGAAGUUGUAUCAAAUUAAGUCCCCCUGGUGGCCGGAACCCUCUGCAGCUCCAUGAGCUGCUCCUUUACACUUUGUGUAAAGUGGCUGAGGGAGAUGGGCCAGGAUCCCCUGCACUGGUCUAAGAUAUUCUUUGCCUUUGGGCUGAGUAUGAAUAGUUGUGCUCUGUACCACGUGCCUCUCAUUUUGUAAGACUUAGCACAAUUGUACCUUAAUAAGGUUUAUGUGUGGAUGUCAAUCUCACCCAACAGGCGCCGUGAGGCAGGGGCUCUGUGUGUGUGAUUUGCAUCCUCAGUGUGUGGCCCGUGGUAGACAGUCACAAAAUGCCUGCUGAAAAACCACGUUCCCAUCUGCUCUGUGGAACACUAGGCUUCUGUGGAAGCUUUAGAGUUCUGCAGACAUUUGAUUCAUUUACAGUGUAUUUAACUACUAAAACUGAUCAAACAUAGGCACAUUAAAUGUGCUUUCUACAACAUGUCAACAGAUUGGAGACUACUAGUUCUGUCAGGUUAACUUGUUCAUUUUUUUUUUUGCAGUUUUUGGCCGGGGCUGGGUUUGAACCCACCACCUCCGGCAUAUGGGGCUGGCACCCUACUCCGUUGAGCCACAGGCACCACCCGUUAACUUGUUCUUGUGUAGAUUUUUUCUUUUUUGUUGCCCUGGAUAGAGUGCCGUGGCAUCAUGGCUCAUAGCAACCUCUAACUCUUGGGCUCAAGUGAUUCUCUUGCCUCAGCCUCCCAAGUACCUGGGACUACAGGCACCCGCCACAAUGCCCUGCUAGGUUUUUUUUCUUAUUUUUAAUAGAGAUGGGGACAGGGUCUCGCUCUUGCUCGGGCUGGUCUGAACUCCUGAGCUCAAGCAAUCCACCCACCUCGGCCUCCUCUAGUGCUGUGGAUGAUAAUAUGAAGGGAGGAGUUGAAAGAUGCCUAUUGUUUUGCAACUGCUUACUUUCAUCCACCUGCAAUGGCAAGAAUACCCUGAGAAACAAAUGCAAAGGCAGUGGAGAUGGACGUAGUCUUUUCGGUUAAGUGCCUGGGCUUUAGAGCCAGCCUGCCACUUUCAUCUCUUACACCUUGUUCUAGGUUUGAACCCCUAGGAGUCAGUGUCCUCAUCGGUAGUACAGAGAUAAUAGGAGACUAGUGAGGACUAGAGAUGGUGUCAAGUAAGUGGUAUACAGGGCCAGUCAAUGUGGGCUGCUAUUGUUGUUUUAUCCUUCACCCCAAAUGUCAGAAUUUUAAAGCCUCAUUUUUUUUCCAUUGACUGCAUUUAUAGGUUAAGGAUUUCUAUAUGUAAGUCCCAUAGAAAUGCCCUUUGCUUUAAAAAACAUGGAGGGGGGGUGUUGAAACCAUUAGUUUGACCAAGAGAGGCUAGUACUUUAGCACAGUCCCAUGUAGUCAUCACCAGGAAACCUUCAAAAUGAAUUUGAUCAUUAGGACUAGCAUCCUUGGCUUCCUAAGGUAGGCCUGCAUAACCCUGUGAUUUGUUCUGCCCAUAAUUCUUACCAAAGUUUGAUGUAAGAAACAGUCAUAAAAUGAACCUCUGUAAAACUGCCAGUCUGUAAAACUUCCUUAUGUAUUAAUUCACAGAAACUUCCUGUACUCCUUUAAGGAACUUGGCAUUGUGAUGAAACCCUUUCCCUCCUCAUCUGAGUGAAUCUUCUCAACGACUAUAGGAGAUAAUGAUGUUUGAACUGAACAAUUAAGAGUACAAUGGCUCUCAAUGGCUCAUCAUAGCUCACUGCAACCUCAAGAUCCUGGGCUCUGUGGAGUAUAAGAGAUUCCAUAUUACAUUUUCAGGGUUCUGAAGUCAAAGUUCUUGAGAUUAAUAAUGGCAGGAAAAUCAUCACUUUUUAAAGUAAUUCUCCUUGGAGAUGGUGGAGUUGGGAAGAGUUCUCUUAUGAACAGAUAUGUAACUAAUAAGUUUGAUACCCAGCUCUUCCAUACAAUAGGUGUGGAAUUUUUAAAUAAAGAUUUGGAGGUGGAUGGACAUUUGGUUACCAUGCAGAUUUGGGACACAGCUGGUCAAGAGCGAUUCCGAAGCCUGAGGACACCAUUUUACAGAGGUUCUGACUGUUGCCUGCUUACUUUUAGUGUCGAUGAUUCACAAAGCUUCCAGAACUUAAGUAACUGGAAGAAAGAAUUCAUAUAUUAUGCAGAUGUGAAAGAGCCUGAAAGCUUUCCUUUUGUGAUUUUGGGUAACAAGAUUGACAUAAAUGAACGGCAGGUAUCUACAGAAGAAGCCCAGGCCUGGUGCAGGGACAACGGUGACUAUCCUUACUUUGAAACAAGUGCAAAAGAUGCCACAAAUGUCGCAGCAGCCUUUGAGGAAGCAGUUCGGAGAGUUCUUGCUACUGAAGAUAGGUCAGAUCACUUGAUUCAGACAGACACCAUCAAUCUUCACCGAAAGCCCAAGCCUAGCUCAUCUUGUUGUUGAUUAUUAAUGAGAUGUAUACACAAAAUCAACAUGGAGGAGAGAGAAUUAGCAUUUGCAGCAGCAUAUCAUCUACUAAUAAACGUAAACUAAUGUAUAUUGCUGCUUCAUUAGUUGGUGGGAGAAGGGAAAUAUCCACUUACAGAGGAAUGUAUUUACUUAAUAAUGGCACCUUACAUUUAUAAAUUGUAAUGGUUGUCUAAUAAUGUUUCUUUAAUUUAAAUAUGUAAGUUACAGAGCUAGUAAGAGAUGACCAAGACUUUAAUUAUAAUUAAAACAAAAAACUUGACUAUUCUAGAGGUUAUACUUGGAUUUUUUCCUGGGAAAUUGGUGAACUACUUUUUAUGUGUGUAUAUUUUUAUGUAAUUAGCAUUGUAUUCUUGGUUCAGGGAAAACUUUCCUAAAGCAAUACUGUUAGAUAUUAAAGAUUAAAAUCUAAUGCAUUUGCAA
Messenger RNA from Nycticebus coucang (slow loris), 6156 nucleotides. RefSeq names its product RAB9A, member RAS oncogene family (gene RAB9A). The transcript is spliced from 4 exons. The record is from RefSeq and is a predicted model, not a curated record. Gene Ontology annotation, cellular component: late endosome; lysosome; phagocytic vesicle. Gene Ontology annotation, molecular function: GTPase activity; GTP binding. Lineage: Eukaryota; Metazoa; Chordata; Mammalia; Primates; Lorisidae. Bases 5104 to 5709 code for a protein of 201 amino acids. Gene Ontology annotation, biological process: retrograde transport, endosome to Golgi; Rab protein signal transduction.